Loa loa (African eye worm) is the source of this 798-nucleotide messenger RNA. RefSeq lists its product as hypothetical. Gene Ontology annotation, molecular function: heme binding; oxygen binding. Lineage: Eukaryota; Metazoa; Nematoda; Chromadorea; Rhabditida; Onchocercidae. The transcript has 6 exons. The record is from RefSeq and is a predicted model, not a curated record. Bases 1 to 798 code for a protein of 265 amino acids.
AUGAUUGUUGCUGCUCGAUUUACCAACAAAUCUAAACAAAAUGCUACCGAUGAUAAGGGAAAACUGAAAAGAAAUCGGAAAAAGAAUUUAGCACUACAAAAAACAUUCACACCUGUACAGUUAAUGAAUGAUAAAUUUAUGUCACAUUCAUCAUGGAGCAAAGGAAACAGUAGUCAACUUUCCGUUUCCGUUUUUCAAACAAACCCUUACGGAUCCGUACCAAAUCUUCGUUACAUUGGCACAAAUAAAUGGGGCUUAAUUUAUCAGCAAACUCUUGCUUUAAAAGUUACAUGGAGUAAAUUAUGCAAAACACCUCAUUCUACAUGUUGCGGUAUUAGUGGUAUCAUUGGAGGAAAAAAUAAAAUACUUCGUGAUAUCUUUUAUAAUGCGGCAUUUGUUAAUGGUAUAAGUGAACGUCGUACAAUUGCAACAUUACAUGAUCAUUCACAUUUUAUCGUAUCAUUAAUCAGUCAAAUUAUUCAAUCAUUUGAGACAGAUUCUGAUGAUAUCUUUAAACAUAUUAAUAAAAUUGGUUUAUGUCAUUUUAAUUUAACAAAAUAUGGUUUUCAACGAAAACUUUGGGAUAAUUUGGGUGAAGAAUUGAUCGAUGCUUUGGUUGUACAGAAUUGUAUACGUAGUUUUCCUGGUUCAUGUCGCGCAUGGACGAUACUACUUGCCAAUCUUAUCGAUCAUUUGUGUGCAGCUACAAUAAGUCCUUAUUCUACUAGUAUUGUCACAAAAUCACACAAUCGGUCAAAGUUGACCUCAGUUGCUAUCUACAAAUCAAUUUCAAAUUGA